This is a messenger RNA of Xyrauchen texanus (razorback sucker), 3100 nucleotides long. Its product is annotated as dynein, cytoplasmic 1, intermediate chain 2a. Bases 250 to 2127 code for a protein of 625 amino acids. The record is from RefSeq and is a predicted model, not a curated record. Gene Ontology annotation, biological process: transport along microtubule. Gene Ontology annotation, molecular function: dynein heavy chain binding; dynein light chain binding. NCBI's taxonomy places the organism in Eukaryota, Metazoa, Chordata, Actinopteri, Cypriniformes, Catostomidae. Gene Ontology annotation, cellular component: cytoplasmic dynein complex. The transcript has 17 exons.
AGGUUAGGAGGACCGAGGUUCUUUCUUUUUUGUGUUUCCUUAUGCACGGUUCAACUGAUUGUUUUCAGUGGUUCAUUUAAGAGCUGUAGAGAGCUGUCUUUCUGCUCAGAUCAGUGGAGAGAGUCAGGUGCUGGUCGCUGACAAAAGACAGAUUAAUGUAGUGUGUAGAGAGACAAACGUGACUCCUGAAGCGAGGAUCCAGUUAAUCUGUCUGAAGAGGCCAACAGUCAGGGUCCUGAGACCAGCAUCAUGUCGGAUAAAAGUGAGCUGAAAGCUGAGCUGGAGAGAAAGAAACAGCGUCUGGCUCAGAUCAGAGAGGAGAAGAAGAGAAAAGAGGAGGAGCGCAAGAAAAAAGAGGCGGAGCUGAAGAAGGAGGCCUCUCCCCUGCAGGAGGAUUCAGAUCUAGAGAAGAAGCGUAGAGAGGCCGAUGCUCUGUUACAGAGUAUGGGCAUCACACCUGAUGCACCUGUGGUUCCUGCACUAAUGUCUCCCACAGCCAAAUCUAUAGGCACUCCAAGUGAGGCAGGUAGCCAAGACUCUGGAGAUGGUGCCACAGAACCAAGGACUCUGCACUGGGACUCUGACCCCUCUACUCUUCUGCUUCACUCUGAGCUGGGACGUGGGCCGCUGAAGUUGGCCAUGGCGAAGAUGACCCAUGUAGACUUCCCACCCAAAGAGGUAGUGUCUUACACCAAGGAAACGCAGACACCCACCGUGACAGAGCAGAAAGAGGAGGAAGAGGAGGAAGAGACCCCUCCCUCACAGCCAGCAGUCGAGGCCAAGGAAGAGAAACCAGUGGAGAAACUGGAGGAUGAAGCGCCCCCUCAUGAGCUCACAGAAGAGGAGAAGUUACAGAUCCUGCACUCUGAAGACUUUAUGGAAUUUUUCGACCACAGCACACGCAUCAUGGAGCGUGCUCUUUCUGAACACGUGGACGUUUUCUUUGACUACAGCGGCCGUGACAUGCAAGAGAAGGAGGGUGAGAUGCAGGCUGGAGCCAAACUGUCUCUAAACAGGAAGUUUGUUGAUGAGCGCUGGUCCAAACAGCGAGUGGUCACCUGUCUGGAUUGGUCCCCACAGUAUCCUGAGCUGCUGGUCGCCUCUUAUAACAACAAUGAGGAAGCUCUGCAUGAGCCUGAUGGAGUGGCUUUGGUCUGGAACAUGAAGUACAAGAAGACCACACCGGAGUAUGUCUUCCACUGUCAGUCUGCAGUCAUGUCUGCAGCAUUUGCAAAGUUUCAUCCUAACCUGGUGGUCGGUGGGACUUACUCAGGACAGAUCGUCCUGUGGGACAACAGAAGUAACAGGCGCACUCCUGUCCAGAGGACACCUCUGUCUGCUGCUGCCCACACGCACCCAGUGUACUGUGUUAAUGUGGUCGGGACGCAGAAUGCUCAUAACCUCAUUAGCAUCUCUACGGAUGGGAAGAUGUGCUCCUGGAGUCUGGAUAUGCUGUCCCAGCCACAGGACAGUAUGGACCUGGUGUUUAAGCAGUCUAAAUCCAUUGCGGUCACCUCCAUGUCCUUCCCUCUGGGUGAUGUUAAUAACUUUGUGGUGGGGAGUGAGGAUGGAUCAGUGUACACAUCCUGUCGCCAUGGCAGUCGUGCAGGGAUCAGUGAGAUGUUUGAGGGGCAUCAUGGUCCGAUCACGGGGAUUCACUGUCACACUGCUGCAGGGGUGGUUGAUUUCUCUCAUCUCUUCCUGACUGCUUCGUUUGAUUGGACCGUUAAACUCUGGAGCACCAAGAAUAACAAGCCACUGUACUCGUUUGAGGAUAACUCCGAUUAUGUGUAUGAUGUCAUGUGGUCUCCGGUGCACCCUGCUCUCUUCGCAUGUGUGGACGGACUCGGACGCAUCGACCUGUGGAACCUCAACAAUGACACAGAGGUACCCACUGCCAGCAUGGCUGUUGAUGGUAGUCCUGCUCUAAACAGAAUGCGCUGGUCUCAGUCGGGCAGAGAAAUCGCCGUGGGAGACUCGGAGGGACAGAUCCACAUUUAUGAUGUUGGCGAGCAAAUUGCAGUCCCACGAAGUGAUGAAUGGACACGCUUUGUGCGGACGCUGGCUGACAUUAACGAAAAUCGUGAUGAUGCAGAAGAACUGGCCGCCCAGCGUCUCGCCGCUUGAUCGUCAUGGAAACGAACACCAAUCCAGAGAUCUCAGAAACAAACACCCCAAGACAAUGACCAUUGUAUUCAUCUCUCUUUUUGGAAAUUAAAUAGUUUUUUGUGUGCAAACCUUUGAUUCUGCCAUUUGUUUGUAAAAUUAAAUCUGAAUCCUGGGCUGUAGAUUCAAUUGAUAGUGUGGUUGCAGAAGGCAUCUCGCUUCAUGACCAGAAGCCUUAACAUUUGUUUGCAAAACCCCCCCAAAAACAUAAUGAAUGUUUCUCAGUUUAUAUGCAGGUACCUCUGAGCCUAAUAAUCUCUGGGUUUAUUAUACACAGCCAAAGAGAAGCAUCUACAUGAGUAAUUCACACAAAACAUAUCACGAACAUAUAGUUCUUUCUUUUGAUUUUGUUCUUGACUGGUUUUGUGAGAUUCAUCCAACACAUCUACAUUAUUCUCAAUACUAGAGUAAUCGCUGUAUUCUUUCAAACUAAAUAAGAACUAGAGAGAAUUCUAGAGAUCUACAUCUUUAAUGUUUAACUUAGAUCUGCUCCAUGAGUCACUAAUUCAACAUCACAUCAGUUUGAUGUUGAGUUCUGUUGUCUUGCUGUGGACAAAUACUAGUGACUUGUAACUUUCAAAUCUCAAGUGUUGUAAUGAAAUCUUUUCCUCUCCACCCGAGUCUCUUAUUUAUGAUGCACAUCAAUAUAGUGCUUGCUUUCAGACUCUCUCAUUUUGAGAGCAAGCUCUUCAACCAAAAGUAUUACACAUCUGUUUGAAACGGUGGCAGUAGCUUUUGCAGAAUCUCUUUGAAUGUCUUUUUAUAUUUACAAAUUCUUUUUCUAAGCCAGAACUUUGGUAAAUCUGUUCGUACCUCAGUCAGUUUGAAGUCCUCAGUCUGUAAUGUACUUGAGAGAAGAAAGUUGUCAGGAUUUAGUUUUUCAAAAACAUUCCUUGCACACUAUGUUUGAAUGUCCAAUAAAUUCUGCAUUUGA